Molecule: messenger RNA, 2079 nt
Organism: Cucurbitaria berberidis CBS 394.84
Lineage: Eukaryota; Fungi; Ascomycota; Dothideomycetes; Pleosporales; Cucurbitariaceae
Product: AAR2 domain-containing protein
Exons: 1
Coding region: 396-1691 (431 amino acids)
Biological process (GO): spliceosomal tri-snRNP complex assembly
Source: RefSeq, a predicted model, not a curated record
GACGCAUGACUGACUCGUUGACAAAAAGUCGGUCGCUCGUCCCAACCCAUCCAUCCGAUACCCACCGGACUGGCAUCUGGACUUGCAUGCCAGUUCCCAUGGCCUUGGUCUACCAUGGCACUACUCUGAACUGUAUUUCGCCCUAGAAGAAGCGGUACUUUCCUCUUCUUCUCCACCCAUCUUCUGUUCUCUUUACAUAUUCACCGCACAAGCAAAGAUUUCAAUUGGAUCAACUAGCAAGGCUUCCGCGAUCACGUGCCAUCGUAUAUCCGCCGAACCGGCCGUUUGUAGAUUCUAUGAUACCCAUUUCUCAACUUCACGUCUCAACCCUGUCUUUGAACAUUCCUUCCAAAAUUCUACGACGCACGUGGUUUGAGGAUUUAUUCCCGUCGAGGAUGGAUCCCUCCACAAUCAACAACUGCGUCCUAGUGCUAAAUUUACCGCCAAAUGCGCUUGCUGGCAUCGAUUUACUAUCCUUCACAACUUCACCUCGCUUUCACGGGGUCAAGAAUAUACCACCUGGACUGCAUUUUGUUUUCGCUGCCAGUAACAGUGCGCUCUCGGUGCGACAAGGCGCAUGGUUCUACGUCACGCCUGGGACCGGCUCGCCACAGGUGUUUGUCAAGAAGUGGGAUGAGAAGACGGAAGAUUUAAUAGCAGAAACGGCGCAGACGGAAGUGCUGCGAUGGAAGGCGAAUUUAGGGAGCGUAUGGAAGGACGGCUUGACACCGUAUCGACAGACCGUGCAAGAAGGGGACUCUGGCGCAGAGGAAGGCUGGUCUGAGGAGAGCGCAGAUUGGGGUAAACUCACCUCGCACAUAUCACCAACCAUCUUGUCUCGAAUAUGCGGUUUGAAUCCCGAUCACUGGAGCAUAACGUCCGCAUCAUCCGCCACUCAGGAUCUAGAGCAAAUACCGGGCCUGGAGUCGAGUAACAGCAUGUUGCAUCCAGAGAAGGAGCUCAAGUUUUUGCCCAUAGACCUGAAGCGGACGUGGAGGGAAGGCGCGACAGGGCGAGAACGAACGGAAGCUGCACAAGACCGGUCCUGGUUUCUGGGUGACCUAAUCGAUCAUCACUGCCAGGGGGAGAAACAAGGACGAGAGUUCCAAGUACUGGGCGAGCUGCAGUUCGCCUUUCUGAUGGUCCUGACGCUCAACAACGACUCCUGCCUCGAACAAUGGAAGCGAUUGCUCCAACUGCUCCUCACCUGCCGGCAGGCCGUCAAGGACCGCUCCCAGAUGUUUCUCGAGUUGCUGAAGACCCUGCGCGCACAGCUUAGUCACUGCGCCGACAUAGAGGGCGACCUUUUCGACAUGAGCGAGGUUGGUGGAGGCUUCUUAAGACCGCUAUUCAGCCGGUUUCGCAAAAGUCUGGACGAAUUUGACGGCAAGUGGAAAGGCGCUCUUGUGUACGAGUUGGAGGACCUGCAAGAAUAUCUACAGAAAGAGUUUGGCUGGGAGCUGGACGAUUCGUACGUGAAGCGCGGCAUGCUAGAGUUGGAAGACGGCGAGCGUGUGGAGAUGGAGGUCAACGGCGCAGACGAAGACGAUGAGUUGGGCGACUAUGCGCCGGUAGUCGUGGAUCUGACGCCAGAACAGUUGAAGCUGUUAAACGGGAGCGACAUCGGUCACUCCAAGGAUACGAGUUCGGAAGAGGAAGCUGGCAUGGACGAAAUGGAUACGCGAUACUAAAAGCUGGCUAGGCCGUGCAUAUCCGGUGAGUCGAUUCGGACUGCGAACAAGAUAGCCCACCGGUCAUUUGGGUCGUUUCGCACUAGACUCCCACUUUACGUUUUUGCACACGUUCAAGCGUGUGCUAGAGUGCUAGAGGGGCGUCUUACAAACGCCUGGCCCUCGUGUCAAGCGCUCAGUUGGGGAGGGUCGGUAACUCACAGCCUUGCGGUGUGUAGCUUCGCCUGACGCUAACGGGGGGCUUGUUGGCGCCACAGCGUCUCGAAAUAGCAAGCCGAAGCGCCUGCAGAAACCGCCCGUCUUUCAACUCAAGAGCCAGGCCGUUUUUACGAGCACUAGCACAACUACCUACACGGCGAACCAUCAAAUGCCAUUCUUGUUGCUCCCC